GCUCGCGCACGGAUUGAGAGGAAUCUCGGUAUUUCUGUCUAGGGCCGGCGAUCUGCAAAAUGCCUCCGGUAUAAAGAGCGAGAAGAAUGGGGACCUGGGACCCCGGCGCUUUGGGGUGGACACGCCGACCACUGGUGAGCGUUCAUCAAGGAGGUUAAUGAAUGGAAAGGACGCCGCCGGUGGGACCUUUAUUGUUUUUUUUGCUAAACGACUAAGCGAUUAUUAGCUGCAUCAGAGACGUCUACGUUUCCCUGGAUUAACAGGCAGGCAGAUCAGGAUAAGCUUCAAGGGAAAGGAGUUCAGGUGAAAUAUAUUUUACUGGUGACGGGCGAGAAUCGCGCAGCAGGUUGUGUAAUAGUGGAUCGUUAGUCGUACCUGAGGAUAUAUUGUGUAUGUUUGACCGAAUAUCUCUCUCCAUGGCGAUAAAUAAGGGAACACGAGGACCAGGUCACAUAGACCCAUCGAGAAAGCGGGGCCAGUGGAUUUAAAUCAGUCCGCCUCAUUUGUAUCCUCCGAGUGGCGAUGUCUGCUUUUUGCAUAGACCUCCACACGUCUUCGGCCGCGAUUUCAGCACCACCAGAGCUGGACAGCGACCGUAUAGAGGAAACGCUGGAUCCCAGUACCGGCAGCGGCGGCAGCAGCAUGCCUCAAGAAACGGAAGGGUAUCAGGAUCACACGCUGCUAAGCACCGGCCCUGGGGGUCUCGGCAUGGUGCUGGAAGAGGAGCUCGCCAUGCUGACGGGGGAACGGGUGGAAGAUUCAGAACUGACCGCCCUGGAGACACCUGUCAACGGACAGGAUACAGACUUAUUGUCGCUCUUCCGGCAGAAGGAGAAGGACUUGGUUCUUGCUGCUAAGCUCGGGAAGGCUCUUCUCGAGCGAAACCAGGACCUUACAAAGCAAUACGAACAAAUGAACAAAGAUCUCAACGAGAAGCUGGAGCACCUGGAGCAGGAGAAGCACGAGCUGCGCCGGCGCCUGGAGAGCCGUGAGGGGGAGUGGGAGGGCCGCGUGACCGAGCUGGAGGGGGACCUGCGCCACCUGCAGGGGGAGCUAGAGAGGCAGCAGGCGCAGCUUCGCGAGGCCGACCGCGACAAAGCCCGCGCCGUCAGUGAACUCUCCGAACAGAACCACAGACUACUGGAGCAGCUCAACCGGGCAGGCAGAGGUGGAGAGACAGUUGUCCACUCAGGUCCACUCCUUGCGGGAUGAUUUCCGGGAGAGGAGUGUCUCCAACAACCAGCACAUGACGCGUCUGGAGAGUCUACAGGCAGAGCAAGGGCUAGAAAUAAAGAUGCUGUCGGAACGUAAGAGAGAUCUAGAACGGAGGGUGAACAUCAUGAUGGAUGAGAACGAACAGCUGCAGAACACGAUGGAGAACCUGAGAGAGAGAACGCUGGUGUUGGAGAAGCAGUGUCACGAGAAGGACCUA
Messenger RNA from Alosa alosa (allis shad), 1432 nucleotides. Its product is annotated as BICD family-like cargo adapter 1. Gene Ontology annotation, biological process: Golgi to secretory granule transport; vesicle transport along microtubule. The record is from RefSeq and is a predicted model, not a curated record. The coding region runs from base 523 to 1212 and encodes 229 amino acids. The transcript has 5 exons. NCBI's taxonomy places the organism in Eukaryota, Metazoa, Chordata, Actinopteri, Clupeiformes, Clupeidae.